CACGUAAUAUAAUGGAAAUGUCACUUGAUAUAGAAAGACAAGAUAGUAUGCCAGAGUCCUUAGAACUAUCAUUACUAGAAAAUGUCGCGACUAUUCUCCCACAAAACUAUAAUUACAUGUUUUUCGAAUAUGAAGAAAUAUCAAAAGCAACGAUGCGUGAAACAAAAGGAUUUCAAAUCCAAGAAAAAAAA
This is a messenger RNA of Racocetra persica, 191 nucleotides long. The record is from the annotation of a GenBank genome assembly. NCBI's taxonomy places the organism in Eukaryota, Fungi, Glomeromycota, Glomeromycetes, Diversisporales, Gigasporaceae.